AAAUAACCUCUCCCCCGCAAAAAGGAAAAGAAAAGGGAAGCAGAUCGAACCCUCUCGUCGGCAUUUCGCCGAGCACACGGCAUGCUGUCGCUCCGGCGCAUCCUCCGCCUCCCCGUGUCCUCCUCCCGCGGCCCCCGCCGCCUCCUCUCAUCCCACCGCCGCGCUCCAGCGCACCCGGCCGCGGCCACCGGGGACGACGAGUGGAACGACGCGUGGGAGACCGCAUGGCUCCCGGGCGACUCCCCCGCCUCCUCCCCGGCACCCGCCGCGCCGUGGGAGUCCCCCACCUCGGAAGCCGCCGCGGCCACCGUCCCGGCCGUAUCCGCCGAGGUGGACCCUGACACGAAGGCCUUCGUCGCCGACAUGGACGAGCGCUGGGCUGAGCGCCGCGCCGCGACGAGGCGGCUGCGCGCUCCUUCUCGCCCCACGGCCGCCGAGGGAGCGGGCGGCGCCGGGGCGAAGAAGGCAGGGGCGGACGAGUACAGGACGAGGAAGCAGCGCGUGCACGCUGCGCUUUGGGUGAAGGAGAUCGACAAGAUGGAGGAGGCGCGCCUCGGCGGCGGCGGCGGUGGCCGCGGGGCGGCCGACGACAUCGACCGGCUUCUUGACUCGUGCUCAGAGAUCUUUGAUUCCGGCAACGCUGAUUUUGGCGAUUCAAAGAUUCCAAGCACCGGUGAGAUCAAAACCAAGCCGGAUGGUUGGGAGACUACCUCGAGGGGUCAGGACGGUAACAUAUGGGAGAUCUCACAGCGCGAGGAGGACAUUCUUCUCCAAGAAUUUGAGAGGCGCAUUGCUUUCAGCAAACAGCAGAUUGCUAGCUUCAUCAAAACUCACAUAUUUAGUCGAAGACGGCCUAUCGACGGAUGGAAGUACAUGAUUGAAGAAAUCGGCCCCAACGCGAGGAAAGGGAAGGGGAGCGUACAAAGGCUACCAAGUGUGACUGAUCCGGCCACGCAGCCGUUCAGGGAGGAAUCGCCUGUAAUUGCGUCUGCUGGUGGUUCCUCCUCUGGUCCUCCCCCCUUCAGAGGAAACCGACAUUACUGAUGUUCAGUAUGCAUGCAAUCCCCUACCGAUUUUCAUUGCACACAUCCAGGCUUUGUGGCUCCAGAAGUGCACUGGUGGCUAGAUUCCUUGUGGAGAAACUUUGUGUAUUUUCUGGGUCAUAUAUGCUUCCUUGUGCUAAAAAAAAACUCAGCAACGCCAUCGCUCUGCCACUCCGAGGCCAAUCUUUUGCUACAUGCUAGGGUUAAGAUGAUAUUUUCAGCAGAGAUGUAAUUGUGGAGGAAAUGAUGGAAAGGCAUAUCCAGACCACAUGCAUUUUGAUGCACACAAGAAGAAUAUCUAGAGUGAGUAAAAUUUCGAGGGCAAAUCCAGGUUCAACCAUGCAUAGUGGACUACUCCCUUCGCUCCGAAUUACUUGUUGCGGGUAUGGAUGUAUCUAGAUGUAUUUUAGUUCUAGAUACAUCCAUUUCUGCGACGAGUAAUUUAGAACGGAGGGAGUACUGAAUUAGGUCAAUGAGUUACACCAAUCUUACACCACUCCUUGAACAACUGUUGUGAAUUGUGAUGUUUGUGAGGAGAUGGAUUUGAAACAUAGAAAAGAAAAGUGAGUUUGUGAAGUAUUUUCCUUGAAGUGAUGUUGAUGUAUGCACGCAGCAAUGACUAGAGGUGGUAGCACAUCUUCAACGCGGAUCACCAAAUAGACAUCAUCAAAUUUCCAUUGAAAAGUAGAAGAUGUUAGGUGUGGAGUUACGUGGUCCAACUGAGAGUGAGCCAUGCAAAUUUCCGGACUACCCCAAAGCUCCCCAGUUAGAGGAUGAUUUGUGUGAUUUUGGACGCCCGAACCAUUUCACGGAGAUUUGAUGACUUGCGUUAGGUCUAAAAGUGUCCGGACCAUCCUGUCCAAUCUUUACAAGCAUUUUGGUGUUCUGCAUUGGAGACGGGCUAAU
This is a messenger RNA of Triticum aestivum (bread wheat), 1949 nucleotides long. RefSeq names its product protein GAMETE CELL DEFECTIVE 1, mitochondrial. The coding region runs from base 82 to 1044 and encodes 320 amino acids. The record is from RefSeq and is a predicted model, not a curated record. The transcript has 3 exons. NCBI's taxonomy places the organism in Eukaryota, Viridiplantae, Streptophyta, Magnoliopsida, Poales, Poaceae.